Molecule: messenger RNA, 1563 nt
Organism: Hippocampus zosterae (dwarf seahorse)
Lineage: Eukaryota; Metazoa; Chordata; Actinopteri; Syngnathiformes; Syngnathidae
Gene: acbd4
Product: acyl-CoA binding domain containing 4
Exons: 9
Coding region: 250-1305 (351 amino acids)
Biological process (GO): fatty acid metabolic process
Molecular function (GO): fatty-acyl-CoA binding
Source: RefSeq, a predicted model, not a curated record
UGGUUGAGCAUUGACCAACCUCGUCCACGUCACGUGAUGUAACUCCAGCGCUUCAACUGUCUCAUACUGAACACUUUCAGAAGACAACUCCUUUUCACACUAAAACAGAUAAAGUGCCAAGACUGUGUUACUGUUGUUGCAUUCAUAUUGAAGUGGUCUGAUAAGGACCUGUGACUGGAUCAGCCACUAAACCACAGACAACAGUAUCCACCCUGGGGAAUAAAAAGAAGAGCUCUGCUGGUCCCAGAAAUGUCAGCGUCCGUGAUGGAUCACCAGAAACGUUUUCAGGCUGCUGUGAAUGUCAUUCACAAACUCCCCAAAAAAGGCUCCUACCAACCAUCGUAUGACGUCAUGCUGCGCUUUUACGGGUUGUACAAACAAGCAGUGUUUGGACCCUGUGCAGUGCCACGACCUGGCUUCUGGGACCCAGUGGGUCGCUACAAAUGGGACGCUUGGAGCCAGCUGGGCGACAUGAGCAGCGCAAGUGCCAUGGUAGCAUAUGUGGAUGAGAUGAAGAAAGUAGCACAGGAGGUUAUUGACACCUUGCCAAUGAAUGAGAAAACCGCUUCACUCUUCCACCAUUUUGAGCCUCUCUAUGCUGUUAUUGAUGACAUGCCGCGACCCCCAGAGACCCUGCUUCAUCUCAGAGAAGCCUCCAGAGUGCGUAAGGAUUUGGAACUGACCAGCAAAUCUGAUUGCGAGAUCUUCUGUGACUUAGUGGAUUCAGUGGAACAACUCGAUAACCUUAAGGUACCACUUGGGGAGUCGAAUGGGUUUCUCAACGGCCACGUGGCCUUGGAGUCAUCUCCGUUUCAACUUCAACAACAAGAAAGGCAAAUUGAAUCCAGACAGGUCGGAGCUGGACACGGUGGAGAGGGGCGAAAGGAUGCAAAGGAUAACGGUACAAAGAGAAGGCGAACCAAUGGCCUCGAGAGCUCAUACCACAACUGGAGGGAAUGUGGUGUUCCACUGAGAAGUACAGGGCCAGGUACCACAGACGGUUCUAGCGGGGCAGACGGAGGAGGAGAUGGUUCAGAAGGUUUGCCAGAAUGGAGAAAUGACUUCCAAGUUCAGCAACAGAUCCUUCUGGCCCUGAGAAAGCUCAGAGAGGAUAUGAGAAGCGUCAUGGAAAGGCUGGAGGCGGUGAAGGCGCUUGUCACCACACAAGAGGAAAAGCGGUGGCCAUUUCACACAUCCGCUCAGACUGUUCUUCUGUUCCUGCUGUGGCCAUUUGCUGUCCAAGGUAUACUCUAUCUACUGCAAAAAACCAAGAGGAGAAGUCGUAUUCUUAAUGAGGUGAUGUGAACGAAGAGAUUUUCUAAUUCGUCGCUGGAAACCAUUAAAGCUGGAUAUGAAGUUUCUGCAUGGAAUGAGGAUUACUGUGGAUUUCCACUCGGUUCUACUAGCAUAGAGAAUAAGGAGAAUGUGGACUUCAAUUUUACCCCACAGAUUUUGUCGUCGGUAGGAAAUGUAAACCCAGACUGUAAUUCAGUAUUCAUCAAAUCAGAUCUGGCGGGAGUUUUUAUUGCCGACAUCAAUUUUAAUUACAGAACUAUAAAAUAA